AUGAAGGGUUCCCGACUCUUGCUGCAAUCGGCUACCAAACCAUCUCUGCAAGCACUACUUCAGACUCCUCCGCAACAUGCACCCAGCGCUGUCUUCUUCAGCAAUCAUCACAUCAAUGUCCUAGCUUGCUCGUCAGCGCAGCAGCUGUCCCCCGACCCGCUAUGGCUGUCCAGUCAGCGCUUCAGGGACUCGCACAUUAUCAGCCGUGCAUCAGACAGCCAAUCUCUGCUUCUAUCGGGUUCGCCGAGUGACCACGGAGCACCCAACGAGCCACAGAAGAGCGGCAGCGGCAUUUCCGACCAUGAAUACCAGACUCGAGUCGGCAAGGCGUGCCAUGUCAUCAUCGAUACUCUCCCUGACUUUAUGCAAAAGGGCGUAGUCGAUCUGCCGGACAUUGAACCCGACUGCGCUUCUUCGUCCACUCGCAAACAGGCGGGCUGGAGCGCAAAAGGUCUUCUUCCGAGCCUAUCUCCUUUCCUCGGACAGAGCCUGCUCCGAAGGAAGGCAAAAGCUCAGCCGACAGACAGCGCAGCAGCAAAUGACUUCGACAGCCUCUACCACCCCUCAAUCGCAUUCGAGUUCCGACCGCCGCUUCCUCAUAUUGGUAUCGGUAGCUCAGAGUCCUCGACUGCUGAAGGAGCUCCUACCAAGCGAGUCGGCACUCUCUCGAAUGCAUCAUCGCACCGCAACAGCGCAGGCACAUCCCUCGAUACGUACGACGAGCAUCCGCGCGGUGGCCCCGCCAUCUGCUUCAACGGUCGUACCAUGUACGUCGCCAGCUCGCAUCUGCUCCGUCACGCACUCUCAGCGCUCUUCCACGACACAUUUCUGCACCUCGAAUCGGCUCGCUUCGAAGGACGUUCCAAAGCGGGGAGCGCGUGGCCGGGCAUCAGCCCGUUCGUCAAGCGCAGCACAGCCUCUGAAACCUCGUCAGACGGAGCGUGGCAAGAUAAGCUGGUCGUCAGGCUGCGCUUCGAGGGCAUCUCACGCGUCUCAUCGCAUCCGCACACGUACACGGUCAUCUUCAAGUACGAAUUCGACCGAAAGACGGGUAUGAUCGGCCGGCAUGUGGUGGACAACAUCCAGCCUGUGCCUGGCAGCAAGGUCUGGGCCGGGUUGAGUCAUGCUUGGGGCAACUUGACGCCGGCUGGUGCAGCAGGAGGCGGUGCUGCUCCUCCUGCGUGCUCAACGGUCAAAGUCGUCCGUCGAGAUGUGCAACAUAUUUGCAAAGCUCCGCUUUCGUAG
Kalmanozyma brasiliensis GHG001 is the source of this 1245-nucleotide messenger RNA. RefSeq lists its product as uncharacterized. Bases 1 to 1245 code for a protein of 414 amino acids. The transcript has a single exon. The record is from RefSeq and is a predicted model, not a curated record. NCBI's taxonomy places the organism in Eukaryota, Fungi, Basidiomycota, Ustilaginomycetes, Ustilaginales.